AUGGCAUUAGCAGAGAAAGUGCUAAGAAAAAUCAACAAGUUAGGGUUGAUUCCCAAAGCUAGAAGACUACUACCUAGGAUAUCAUUAGUUUUGGCAUUGUUUAGUAUACUUUGGUUAAUAACAUUACCUCAAGAUGGAAAUUAUAGAAAUUGUUAUAUCUCAGAAAAUGCAUUAAUGCCAGCUCAAGUAAAUUCUUAUUUUCGAGAAAGUGAAUGGAAUAUAGUACGUGGAUAUAGAGAAGAAAUUCAUAAAUUAGAAGAAAAACCAAUUGAUGAAAGAAACGAAAUUAUUAAACAUUGGUUAUUAGAUUUAGGUUUACAAGUUUCAAGUCAUAAAAAUGGAGUAAGUAAUGAUACUUUAUAUGCAAUUAUGCACGCGUCAAGAGGUGAAAACACAGAAGCAAUGGCAUUAGUUGUACCAUGGAUCAAUUCAGACAAUGAAUAUAAUGAAGGAGCAAUGGCAUUGGGGAUGGCAUUACUCAGAUAUUUUCAACGUAUAUCAGUUUGGUCAAAAAAUAUAAUUUUAGUUAUCCCUCCAGAUGGUAAACAAAGUUUAAGAUCUUGGGUUAAUGCUUAUCAUACAACAUUAGAUGAUACAGCUGGAUCAAUUGAAGCAGCUAUUGUGAUAGAGUAUGGCAAACAAGGCGAUAAUUUUGAAUAUUAUGACAUGUUUUAUGAAGGAUUAAAUGGUCAAUUACCAAAUUUAGAUUUACUAAAUACAGCAAAUUUGAUUAGUCUGCAUGAAGGUAUGAGCUGUCAUAUGCAAGGAAUUAGUGAUAGAGCUAUCAAUUUUCAAAAUCGAUUGAAAACAUUAUUCAAAGGUAUCUUGAAAUUAGCUUUAGCCGGAACAAAUGAUGUUCAUGGACAUGAAGCCUUUUCAGGAUGGCAGAUACAAGCUUUUACAAUUAAAGCUCAGGGAACUAAAGGUCCAGAUGUGACACAAUUUGGUAGAAUUGUCGAUUCUACAUUUAGAUCAGUUAAUAAUUUAUUAGAAAAAUUUCAUCAAUCAUUUUUCUUUUAUUUAAUGUUAAGUCCAAAACAUUUUGUUUCAAUUGGUACUUAUUUACCGAGUGCAGUAAUGUUAGCAGUUAGUUAUGCGUUGAGUGGACUUAGUGUUGUACUUAACUCAGGAAUUGAUCUUUCGGAAAUACCGCAAAAUAUCACUAGUUUGUUGACCAUUGCCACUAUGAUUGAAUUGUUUUGUUUGGUGUUGGCUAUAGUCAUUCCAUUAUUACCAAUUGAUACUAUAAGACUAGUACCGACUAUUGCACAAGGAUUUUUCAUACUAUCAAUAACUGGUGGAAAACAAAGAUUAACUAGAACAGCAAGCUACUCACUUAUUGCAUUUGCAUUAUUAAUAAUAGCAUUAUUAAUUACAGCUUUACUUAUAGUUCAUUUUGCUAUAGCAUUCACGAUAGGACUAUUAGCUUUACCUUUAACUUUUGUUCCAAUAUUAAUUGAAAGAGAUAGGAAGUUAGCCAUUAUUUGUCUACUGAUUUCAAAUCCAUUUUCUAUUAUAUUAAUUGCAGGUGUAUUCCCUGAAUUCAAUGACUUAUUCGCUCAAUUGAUAUUAGCUUGGACACAAUUACAAAGUUGGACUUGGUUAGUUGUUAUUUUAGGAUGGUUUUCUUCGUGGUUGAUGAUAGCAUAUGGUGCAUCAGGGAUCAGGAGUAACAUUGACUUAAAGAAAGUAUCUCCUGUUUUAAAAGAAAAAUCGUUAGAGAAAUCUUCUAUACCAAAGGAGUAA
Molecule: messenger RNA, 1746 nt
Organism: Lodderomyces pseudojiufengensis
Lineage: Eukaryota; Fungi; Ascomycota; Pichiomycetes; Serinales; Debaryomycetaceae
Product: GPI-anchor transamidase subunit
Exons: 1
Coding region: 1-1746 (581 amino acids)
Biological process (GO): attachment of GPI anchor to protein
Cellular component (GO): membrane; GPI-anchor transamidase complex
Source: RefSeq, a predicted model, not a curated record